CCGCCUCUGACUGACGUUUUGCGGAAAAACUCUGGUACAAGAUUGCCAAGCGGGAUUCGGAUCUAAAAGAAGUUCAGGAGAUAAAAAAACAAGUAGUCGGGGGGAGACAUCACGACAUAGGCGCUUUUGAAGUUAGAGGAUGAUAUCUUUCCAAAACACUUACAGACGUUUAUGAGACAUCAUGGAGCAUGACGCAACUCGUGCACAGUUUGUGGACAGUCACUGGGCGAAACUCGUUCAGAGGGUUGAUACAGCGGUGAUGCCAAUAGUGGAUGAGCUUUGGUCAAAUAAAGGAAUGCUCGGAUAUGAGGCAUACUGCAAUAUCAAAUCAGCAGAUACCAACCAAAACAAAAUGAGAGAGCUGCAUGGAGUCUUGAACUCCGGUGGAAAUAAAAUUAAAUCUGCCUUUUAUUCUGGACUGGAAAAGCAUGCAGCACUUCUGCUUAGAGAUCUGAGUAUCAACUCACCAACUACCGAGGGUCAUGAAGAAAGCUUAGAUAAAUAUAAGGAGUGGAUCCAGAGAGAAUAUAAGUAUGUGACGGAGUAUAACUCCUUACCUGGAGAACAAGUGCUCCUAUGUGAGCGCUACACGCAGCCUCUGAUCAUAAUGAGACACAGAGAGAAGGAAGAGAGGACAGAAGAGUUGCGCUUGAUGGGAAAGAGUUUCCAGCAGCUGAUAAUCUCUGAGAACAAUGCAGAGAAGGACAGGACUGUCCUGGAUGCGCUCUUCAGUGCUGAUAAUAAAGGCAUAUGUCCUGAUGCUGUCAUACUUCAAGGGAACUCCGGGAAAGGCAAAUCCUUCACUGCACAAAAGAUCAUGUUAGAUUGGGCAUCUGGACAUCUCAACUUUGAUUGCAUAUUUCAUUUGAAAUGCAAGGAACUGAACCAAAUAUCUGAAGAGCAGAGUUUGGUGGAGAUCUUGAGCAUCAACUCUAACUUAACAUCAGAUCAGAUUUUCCAGAUGCUGCAGAAGUCACCAAAAAGAUUGCUUGUCCUCAUCGAUGGAUUUGAUGAACUUAAAUUGUCAUUAAGUGACACGUCAAAUAAGUCAACACCCAACAAUCUGUGUGAAAAAGUACAACCUGAAGCUUUACUGAGAGGCCUGCUAAAGGGUUGCAUUUUGCCUAAGGCCUUAUUGCUGGUCACCACCAGAUCCACAGCUGCAAAGAAUUUAAUCGAUCUGCUGAAGAAACCUCAACGUUUCACUGAGAUUUUAGGUUUCUCUGAGAUGGAGGUGAAGGAGUACUUCCAGAAGUUUUAUCAGGAUGAGGAACUCUUCAAAAAGGCUUAUGAGUCUGUAAAAGCAAAUGAAAUCCUGUUCACUGCCUGCUCCAUUCCUGUUAUCUGCUGGAUCAUCUGCACAGUGAUCAGAGAAAGAUUGAAUAAAGGUACAGAUAUAGCAAGACAUCUAGAAACGACCACGUCUAUAUACCUUGACUUUGUGUCCAUCCUACUGCAGCAUCACUGUCAGGGUUUGAAUGAGUCUGUCUGGACCCUGCUGAAAAGUCUGGGUCAGCUGGCAGAGAAAGGGAUGCUAAAAAAACAAGUUUUGUUUGAUGAGAAGACUGUGAAGGAAACACUUUCAGACCCCGGCAGCAGUCUGUUUCUGACCAAGUCCCUUUUUAAGAAACGAACCCGACAGGAGACGAUGUACAGCUUUAUGCAUCUCAGCUUUCAGGAGUUUUUUACUGCUCUGUACUACAUCUCACUCGAUGAAAAAGAGUGUCUUAGUAAAUUAAAACAGCAAAGCUGUGAUGUCCAAGAUUUUCCAAUAAAGAUUGGCCGACCUAAAUUCGAUUUUGCUGUGAUUCAGUUCCUCUGUGGUCUCUGUAAUGAAGAAGUGAGCUGCUUGCUCAAGGAAACUUACCAUGUCUCUGUCCCACCUUCUGUCCAAGCACAUUUAAAGAAAUUAAUCCUUAAAAUCAGCUCAAAUAGAGAUGAUGAUUUUUUGCCCUUCAUUCUGCACUGCCUCUAUGAGCUUCACGAGAAGGACUUCGUGCAGAAAGCUGUUGAUGCCUGGCAGGACAUAAAGAUGUUCAGGAAACGUGUGAGCAGGACUGACUGCUGGGCUUUAGUGUAUUGUCUGGAGUUUUGUCCUCACGUCAAAAGCCUGAUACUCAAUUUUGCAGCAGAAGAAUUGAAGUUGCUUCAGCAUGUGCUCUGCAGGACCCAAAACCUAGAGCUGACGGUCGAAAGCCUGGCAGAUACAGAUGUUUGUGAUAUGAUUUCAGCUCUUGGAGAAGGAAAGCUACUGGGAAAGUUGCUACUGUACGGUGACAGUCUUUCAAAUCAAAGUCUGCAGCAGAUUCUUCAUGCUCUACAGAAACAGAAGACUGUGGGUAUUGUUAAGAUUCCAUUAAAGAACAUCUCAGCUGACACGGCCCUCAUCCUGACAGACUUCCUGCAGAGCACUAAAAACUGGGAGGAGAUCAGAUUACAUACAAGAGCUGAUUGCAGUGAUACGGAGAGUUUCUGCUCAGAUUUCAUUAUCUUUAACCAAGAUGGAGAGCUUAGAUUGAACGUGGAGAGGUGUCGUUUAAGCCCACAGAAUGCACAAUCGCUGCCUGAAAUCUACCUGACAUAUCCACGCUCAGAGAUGUCCAGCUUUGAUCUAAAGAGCUUCUUACAGGCCUUCCACAAUAUAAACUGCUCAACCGAACAAAGUGACGGCUUUGAAAAGCAGAUAAAAGCUUUGCUGUCCCCUCUGUCCUCUUUGUCUUUGUUAAAUGUGAUCAUUAUUUUUGCUCCCGUUCUGACCGAGAAAUGGGCCUCUGAAAUCCUCUUCUUCAUUCAGUCUUGCAGCGGUCUGCAGAAGCUCCGUUUUGAUGCUGUUUGGAACUCUCGUGGUGCAGUGGAACACACCGGUCUGUUAAUGGAGAAGGGAAUCAGAUUAUUGAAGGAGAAGUUUCCUAAAUCUCAUAAGUGUAUUGUACAACUUAACGGGUUCAGAUGCAGUCAAUCCACUGAAUGCUGCACUCAUCAGACAAAGCAGAUCAGAACAGUUGGCUGCAACCAGUGUGUGACCAUCAUGAUCAGAGGGGACGAGUAUGCAGAAGAAAAAUUGUAAUGAGGAGUGAAACCAUAUGUGAACUGCUUAUUUCUAAACAUGGCGUGCACACAAAAAGUUGCUGAAAACGUACGUACAUCUCUUUCCACGCAAAGGUUGUGAUCUAUAAAAAACAAACCUGACUAAUGAAUGUGCACACCUGUAAGUAAACUCUGGAGACGAGGAGAAUUAGGUGACACAGAUGGUGACGUGCUGAACUGAAGUCAGAUUGUAGGAAAUAAAUGUGAUUCUGAUGUGAAUGAUUAGGUUGAUGCUUCACACACAUUUUAUUUCACAUCAUAUCAUACAUUAGCUCCAUGUUAUCAUAAAGAAGAAAUACAGAGUAAGUUGCGCCUGUACUGCAUGAUUUUUGUAAUAACCACCUUCAACUCAACUUGAAUCCAAAUUCAUUCAAAAUAAUUUAAUCAGUGCUAUCACACUCAUCAAAAAUCUUAUUUUUGAUGUAAAUGUGGGCAGCGCCGUCUUUGAGCUCUUUUGUGUAAGACUUCUGAUUGAGCCACUAAAGCGAAUGGUGUCAUAUUACGAGGGACACGAGUGUGCGGUUUUGACUGACUAUAGUUAAUGUGUAUUAUGGAAUCCAGAAAGACCUGCAUAAUGCAUAGUUCUUAAUGUGUUUGCAUGUACUUUUGUUAUGUUUUAAAGGGAAAAACAAAAUAAUUUCCUAAAUUACCUGCUCAUGUCUCCCUCUAGUCCGUAAGAAGUUAUAUAAUAAUAUUUUUCAUAAAAGAAAAUAAUAUUGAAUAAAUGUAAUUGUUUAAUAUGUUUAUUAUGGUUUGUUCAAAUAACUUAAUUGUUCCAAUAAACAAUGUGUUGAAUGAUAAAGAUGAUGCUUAGUCUUGGACCGUGUGAAGCUUGAUGUUCCGCCAUAGAAACUCAAAACAAGUCAAUUAAAAAUUGCAGUUUAAAAAAAUUUCACACCAUGGGAAAAGUUGGCCUAUUCGUCUUGGUCUAUUUAAUGUACAAACACUCAUCUAACUUUCCCAUUGUAAAGAUACUGAUAUGUCUCUGUGCUCUUGUAGUUGUGCAUUGAAAACCUGUCACCCCGCGAGCAACAACAUGAAAUUAUUGAAUAUAUCUUCAUAUGAUAUAUCAGGCCACUACUUCAUUUCAUCCUCCCACUGGGUUAUACAUGUCAGGUGUAGUAAAUAUUAACUGUUUAAAUCAUGUUUUAUGCAUGCUCCCACCACACUGUUUUUGCUAUUAAAACGUAAGUCUCGCACAAAAAAAGGAAAAUACGUCACAUCAAUUACUUCCGCGUUCGAAAAUAAUGUGGAUAAGGAACACGGCUGGCCCGACUGCAAGGAAAACAUUAUCAAAUUCCGUAAGAUAAUUGCAGAAUACAAUACUGUGCAUAUUUUAUCAUCAAAUGUAAAAGUGUGUAAAUACAGACAAUAAACGUUUGCACAGUCAUUACAGUCUUAAAAUGGCUGGGUUAUUUUUGACCCAUAAUGGGGAAAUAUUGGACAGAACACAUGCUGGGUUAAAAAUUACCCCAUGCUGGCUCAAAAAUGACCCAAUGUUGGGUUGUUGUUAUGCAACCAUGGGAUAUAAUAACCCAGCAGUUGGGUUAAAACAACCCAGCAUUGGGUCAAAAAUAACCCAGACAUUUUUUGAGUGUAAUCUCUUGUGUCCUCAUAUUAGUCCUAACAUUCAUGGUGUUCAUAACAAAACUAGCACGAAGAAACAUACAGCAUGUUUGCCUUUUACAUUUUGAAAAUGUAUCUUGGAUGG
Messenger RNA from Paramisgurnus dabryanus, 4798 nucleotides. RefSeq names its product NACHT, LRR and PYD domains-containing protein 1 homolog. The record is from RefSeq and is a predicted model, not a curated record. Lineage: Eukaryota; Metazoa; Chordata; Actinopteri; Cypriniformes; Cobitidae. Gene Ontology annotation, cellular component: cytoplasm. Gene Ontology annotation, biological process: regulation of apoptotic process.